CCGCCUUGCUCGUAACUAGGUUUAACCACUGAUACUGGCGUCCAGCUCGCUCAUACACCACGCAUAUUCAUACAAGGAAACUUGGCGAAUAUAUCUCCCCUUGUAUUCGGGUUCUGUGUUUUGGAGACGUAAAAAGAAUCCGUUUUUGUGAUUAACACUUCUUUCACAUUGGACUGUACAGAAGAGGCAGAUCGGUUCUUUGUACGUCUUACAAUUUUUGAGGAGGUUUACUAGGCUAUUGGGCAUUACCAUGCAGGUUGGCAUCAUCAGUGUCAUGAUUUACUGCACCUAUGUGGUGCUGGGUGCAUCCAAUGUGUCGGAGGAGCAGGCUCAGUGUCCGCUGGGUUACUUCCCCUGUGGCAACCUCACCGUGUGCCUUCCUCAGCUGCUGCACUGUAACGGCGUGGAUGACUGUGGGAACCAGGCAGACGAAGAGAACUGUGGAGACAACAAUGGAUGGCCACACUUAUUUGACAAGUACUUUGGGAUGCCCAACAAUGACGUAGGAACCAAAUCCAAUGCAUGCUUGCUGGGGCUUGUCCCCGACCAGUGCCUGUGUAGAGACCUGGAGCUUGACUGCGACGGGGCCAACUUUAAAGACGUGCCCAGUGUGUCUGUGAACAUCACCAUGAUGUCACUGCAGCGGAACCGGCUGCGGAAAUUGAAUGCGGAUAUAUUCUUCAAGUACCAGAACCUGCAGAAACUGUAUCUUCAGCACAACCUGAUCCGUGUGGUGAGCCCGAACGCUUUCCGUGGCCUGUACAAUCUGACCAGACUAUAUUUAAGCUACAACAAGAUUUCUGUUCUGAUGCCUGCAGUGUUUCAGGACCUUCAUAACCUGGAGUGGCUGAUUCUGGAGAACAACCGUAUCCAGGACGUCUCAUCCGCCACCUUCCUUGGCCUGCACUCACUGGUGCUGCUGGUUUUGUUGAACAAUAAUCUGUCACAGCUGGAUGACAUUUGCCAAGAGAUGCCCAGACUCAAUUGGCUGGACCUGGAGGGCAAUCAGAUUGAGCGUGUGGGAAAUGUGACCUUCCGUUCCUGCAGCAUGCUGACUGUCCUUGUGUUGCAGCGGAACAAAAUUAAUCAUCUUCAUGACCAGGCUUUUUCUCCUCUUCACAAACUUGGCGAGCUGGAUCUGUCCAAUAACCGCAUCACAGAUUUCCCGCCUCAUCUCUUUGUUGACCUGGUAGAUUUGCUUCAGUUGAAUAUAUCCUACAACCCCAUUCUUGACCUGGAGGUGGAUCAUUUCGACAACCUGCAUAAACUGAAAUCAUUGGUCAUCGAGGGAAUCGAGAUUGGGAACAUCCAGAGACGCAUGUUUGAGCCCCUCAGGAAUCUCACACACAUCUACUUCAAGAAGUUUCAGUACUGCGGCUACGCUCCACACGUGCGCAGCUGUAAGCCCAACACCGAUGGCAUCUCCUCGCUAGAAGACAUGCUGGCCAACAUCGUGCUCCGUGUCUUUGUAUGGGUUGUCUCGGCAACCACAUGCUUCGGCAACGUCUUUGUAAUCUGUAUGCGAUCCUACAUCCGCUCGGAGAACAAGCUCCACGCCAUGUGUAUCAUCUCACUCUGCUGUGCUGACGGGCUCAUGGGCGUGUACCUGUUCAUGAUCGGUGCGUACGACCUGAAGUUCCGCGGCGAGUACAACCGGCAUGCGCAGGCGUGGAUGGACAGCGCGGCAUGCCAGGUGGUGGGCUCUCUGGCCAUGCUGUCCACGGAGGUGAGUGUGCUGCUGCUCACCUACCUGACGCUGGAGAAGUACAUCUGCAUUGUGUACCCGUUCCGCUACCUGACGCCUGGCCGCCGCCGGACCGUCACCAUUUUGGUGGCCAUCUGGGCGCUGGGCUUCAUCAUCGCCUUCUUGCCGCUUGUCUGCAAAGGGGUCUUCCGGAACUUCUACGGGACCAACGGCGUGUGCUUCCCCUUGCACUCGGAGCAGCGGGAGACGGAGGGUGCCCAGAUCUAUUCCAUCGUCAUCUUCCUCGGGCUGAAUCUGGCAGCGUUCCUCAUCAUAGUCCUCUCCUAUGGCAGCAUGUUCUACAACAUCCAGAGAACCGGCACGCAGACCACCAAGUACACCAACCACAUCAAGAAAGAGCUGACCAUUGCCAAGCGCUUCUUCUCCAUUGUCAUCACAGACUCGCUCUGCUGGAUCCCCAUCUUCAUCCUGAAGAUCUUAUCCCUCAUGCAGGUGGAGAUUCCAGGCUCCAUUAGUUCGUGGGUAGUGAUCUUCAUCCUGCCCAUCAACAGCGCGCUGAACCCCAUCCUCUACACACUGACCACACGGCCCUUUAAGGAGACGCUGGUCCAGGUCUGGGCCAACUACAAGCAGCGGCGCCCCCUGCUGGGCAACCGGCCCACGCACCUGCGCUCCUUCACCUGGCUGGAGAUCGUGCCUCUGCAGGAGGGGAGCCAGGCCACCACCAUGAUGCUCACCUCGCCGGACUUCCUGCCACCGCAGCCCCCUGACGCGCCCUGCGCCUCGGCAACGUCCCAGCUGCUCCGUGAGGCCGGCGCCACCGAGACGUGAGACAUCGGUGUGUUCACCACACUGCCCCGUACUGCCCCCAGACCUCCAUACAACUCUGCUACCUAGUUCAUCUCCAGCACCACUGCGCGUCUGGUAGUCAUCUGCUGUUUCCACAGACUUCAUUAGGCAUAUGUUAUAGCCGUAUGUUUGUUGAUGUUCACAUUGCAUGUUUACGUUCGGAGACAGGGUAUUAAAGAAUCCACACGUGUGUGGAGUAAAGGACUUUGAUGAUUGAUGCACAUCCAAAGGCACUCAGUACCACUGAUUUUACUGUGCUUGUUUUUUCCCCUCAAGUGGACGACUGGGAGUUAUGUAAGAAGAGUGGAGAACUGGAAUUGGUUGUUUUGAACAACAGCAUCAAAGCGUAAAACCUGCCUCAAGACUGGAACACGGUCAAGCCGUUCCUCUGCCCAGUAGCCAUCAUGUGUCCAUCUGUGUCCAGCUCUCUGUGGCGUUACUCAGUGUGUGUGUGCCACUGAGGUGUUGUGCUGGAGAACAGGCUUCCAGUCCAGGUGAGCAGCUGACCCUGCAGUAGCUCAGACCCCAAUCUGGACUGACCUCUGUCCUGCUGGAGUCCUGCUGUGCGUUACCUUGAUUUUGUCACAAACAACUUGUGAACACACAAAUAGUGGGUGGACGAAGUUCUCGGUGAACAUACAUACUUGGUCAGUGGACAAAGGCUUACUGUUUGACGUGAACAAAAAGAUACUCAGCUUUAAAAGUUUAAAGAAAAAGAGUUUCGCCACAAACGUUCAUCCCUGUUUGCCUGUUUAACUCUGCAAACACCACCCUCCCAUCCAGCACGGCAUGGCCCACUCUUACUAGGUCCAGUGGCGCCAUAGCCACCUCUUACUAGGUCCAGUGGCGCAAUAGCCCACUCUUAUAGGUCCAGUGACGCCAUAGCCACCUCUUACUAGGUCCAGUGGCGCAAUAGCCCACUCUUAUAGGUCCAGUGACGCCAUAGCCACCUCUUACUAGGUCCAGUGGCCCCAUAGCCCACUCGUAUAGGUCCAGUGACGCCAUAGCCACCUCUUACUAGGUCCAGUGGCGCCAUAGCCCACUCUUAUAGGUCCAGUGACGCCAUAGCCACCUCUUACUAGGUCCAGCGGUGCCAUGGACCACUCUUACUAGGUCCAGCGGCACCAUAGCCCACUCUUACUAGGUCCAGGCCAGAUCUGACCCACAGUCAGCUGAUACCUGGGAACCAAAUCACUGUGAUAAAGAUUAUUUAUGACAGGUUUUAUGCCUGUGUGUGUGUUUGGUGUGUGUGUGUGUGGGAGGAUGAUGUUGUGUUUGUGUGUGUGUGAAUAUGUGUGUGUGUGAGGAAGUAAGGGUGUACAAUUGCCAGUUGCAGGGUUGAGCUAUGCUUAUUUAACUGUGCUGAUUUGGAGUCACACUUUUGAUGAUGUGCAGUGGCUCAUAGUGACUCAGACUUGAAAGCAGUUUGGGAUACAGCACACCAUGGUUUCAGUCAUAGAACACAAGCCCACACACAGACACACACAGACAGACACACACACACACACACACACACACACACACACACACACAAACUUUGGUAUAAGAACAAAUCAGUUUCAGUCAUGGUUGGGAUAUCUUGACACUGGAAUCUUUUCUCUCACACACUCUCCUCUCUCUUCUCUCUCUCUCUCUCUCUCUCUCUCUCUCUCUCUCUCUCACACACACACACACACACACACACACACACACACACACACACACAAAGAAGAGGAAAACGUUAAAGUUCCCCAACACAUCCUUUGACAUCCUAUGACAGUUUGCUGUCCUUUCUGUGUCACAUUUAUGCUUGGGAGCUCUCUCUGUCUGUCUGUCUGUCUGUGUCUUCUGAGGUCAUUUGUUCUCAAACGUGGUCCUCCUUGCUCUCAUACACAACCAAAUGUGUUGUUUGUCAUUCAGCAGUCCUCUUGCGCAGCUGUAAAAAACAUUUACCUUAAAUCUUUAUGUCAUAAGUUAUAUAUUUAGUAGCACAAUAUUUGUUGUCUUUACUUGAACAUGAUAAUUGAUGUUUUUGUAAUUAUCAAUGUUUGUGAAGAAUAUCAUGAACAUUAGCAAUGGUGAGAUCUAAACCUAGAACAGGGUGACAUAAUUGCAGUUCAUAAGGCAGAGAUGAAAGAAUAAAUUGAUUCAGUCAGUCAACACGCUGUGUUCUGCUGGUAUCUCCUCAAUCCUCCUGUUCCAAUUUAUUUUUGUCUGAAAAUAACUGAAAAUACACAUUGUCAUAUUGAGACUAAUAAGAGUCAGAUAUAUGCACACAAACCUUGCCAAGACUAUAUUUUUGCAGUGAGAGUUUUAUCCAUGCCUCUAGCGUGGCCCAUGCAGUAAGGUUGUUCUCUUUGAUUCAGUGGUUACACUGUGUACAUAAUAAAAGCUUUUUUGGGAAAAAAAAGAAAAAAGGUCUGAGUGUUCUGGCUGAGUGUUCUCAACAAAUGAGUAGGUAUGUGUUAAGAACUAAG
Molecule: messenger RNA, 5010 nt
Organism: Alosa alosa (allis shad)
Lineage: Eukaryota; Metazoa; Chordata; Actinopteri; Clupeiformes; Clupeidae
Gene: rxfp1
Product: relaxin family peptide receptor 1
Exons: 18
Coding region: 251-2536 (761 amino acids)
Biological process (GO): G protein-coupled receptor signaling pathway
Cellular component (GO): membrane
Molecular function (GO): protein binding; G protein-coupled receptor activity
Source: RefSeq, a predicted model, not a curated record